Conger conger (European conger) is the source of this 4198-nucleotide messenger RNA. RefSeq names its product proteoglycan 4b (gene prg4b). The transcript is spliced from 12 exons. Gene Ontology annotation, molecular function: scavenger receptor activity; polysaccharide binding. The coding region runs from base 1635 to 3812 and encodes 725 amino acids. The record is from RefSeq and is a predicted model, not a curated record. NCBI's taxonomy places the organism in Eukaryota, Metazoa, Chordata, Actinopteri, Anguilliformes, Congridae. Gene Ontology annotation, biological process: immune response.
UGCAGAACAUGGAUGUUGUUUUCACUUAACCAUUUCUGUGUGAAUUGUGAUGCAUGUUUGGAGUCAUUAUAUAGAUAAAUGCAUACAAGGAGAAGCACAUCAUACCUACUGUCAAAUAAGGAGGUGGGUCAUGAUGUUUUGGAGAUGUGUUGGUGCCAGUGGACCAGGGGAACUAUUUAACAUCAAUGGUUCAAUUAAAUCAACAAAGUACCAGAAAAUUGUGGCAGAAAAUCUGGUUGUCUCUUCUAGGAAGGUGAGACUUGGUCAUUGGUAGAUUGUCCAGCAGGACAAUGACUCUAAACAUAUAUCAAAAUCCACACAGAAAUGAAAAGUGAAAACAACAUUCAUACAGCACAUUCAUCAAAAACAUGUGGUCUGAAUGGAAGUGCAAACCCAAGGAAUCUGAAAGGUUCUGCAUGUUAAAAAAUCCCUCCAAAUGUAAUCUCUAACCACAUCACAAAUUAUAGAAAAAGACUCAUAGCUGUCAUUUUUGCCAGAGGUGUUUGCACAAAUAACCAGGGGCAGCAAUAAUGGUAAAACUUGUUUUUGGGGAAAUACAUUUUCGAUUUGAAAAAUGUAAGAAUGUUGGAAAAUAAUGCAUGUGUCAAUAACUAUGGGUGCCAAUAAUUCUGGAGCACACUGUAUAUGUAUAUGGAGAGAGAGCCACUACCACUGUUUGCUUUAUUCUGAGACAGGAAAUGAGGAUAUAUUUUCAGAAAACUAUAGACUACUGUAUAUGUUAUGACUGUAAUGCUCAUGUGUACAUUACAUUUUUCCUAGACACAGAGCAGCAAGUUUGCUUAGUUUAACACCCCUGGGACGGAUGGAGGUACCCUGUGAAUGUGAAACACUGAACAGUGAACUAUUGACUGGUAUUUUCAGUAAAUACUGACUAUAAUCCUAAUGUAAGUAAAUAUUUGUUCAUUUCUUUGCUUUUAAUGAAAUGCAAUAUUGGAUUUUGGCAAGUUUUUGUUAUUGACACUGACUUCCCUGAAAUGAAAAAAACUUUUUUUUUUACUUGUAACGUCUCAAACUUGUGUGAUGCGUCAUGGUUCUUUUAUGAACAGGAACUGAGAACCAUCUUAAAUUACAUUUUUUUUGGCAUUAUCAACUCUGUAAUAUAUUGGAACAUUUUGUUUUUGGACAUCAAGAAGGCUGUAGCCUGUGCCCUUUAAAAAAAUGGAUUUUGAUGUCUGUCCAACUCUUACUCAAAGCCUACAGGAUUGAAAGUGUGUAGUCUGGAAUUUCUUCCUGUGCGCACAUAAAUAUGUCUGUGCCUCUAGUGGGUACAUAACUUGUGGUUUAACUUACUGGAUUAGCUAAUUAGACAGACCUGCCUUGACGACAAAUCCAUCCCCUUCACACCAUAUAAAAACCCAUAUCAACCAAGGAUAUCUAGGUUGGCUUGGAGCUCUCAUUCUUUAGGUGAGUAUUGUUUUUGUUUAUUUCACAGAGGAAUUUAAAUAGUCUUGCCUAAUGGUAUCUAAAGCAUAUGGUAAGAUGCCAUAUUUGGAUAUGGAUUUAAAUUUGCCACAUAUUGUCAUGUAUAUUUAUUUCAUUUUUAUUAUUCUUAAUAAUGUGUCUGUUUUAAAAAUAUAUUUUGCCCCUCAGGUUGAUAUACGUAGGUAUCAGCAAUGGUCACUCCAUUUUCACUUGGCUCCCUUCUGGUAUUGGUAUGUGCUCUUCUCCCUCUCUACUCAGCUCAAGAAAGCUGCAGUGACAGAUGUGGGGAAUCAUAUUACAGGGGUAAUAUCUGCCAUUGUGACUAUGACUGUCUUAGUCACAAAGAGUGCUGCAAGGACUAUGAGUCUUCAUGCACCACAAGUGACUCAUGUAAAGGUCGCUGUAGCGAGUCCUUUAAGAGGGGUAGGCCUUGUUACUGUGAUCCUGAGUGCACACUCUAUAACCAGUGCUGUCCCGAUUAUCAAAUGCACUGUGGUACAGAUUUACAGGACAACCAUCUAAUUCCUCUGUCCUCCCCUCCAUCACCCAUGCUGCCUAAAGAGGAGGUUCAAGGAGAUGAGGGCAUAGAUCAGACCCCAUAUCAGGUCCCAGAUGCUGGCCCCACAGCAGCCAUGUAUCAAGACAGCAUGAGCGGGCAAGAGCCCUUGUUGGUAAAUUCAACGGAAGAGUUGUUAUCUCCGGAUGGUGCCUACACCCCACUGAGCACUGUAGUCAUGCUUCCUCUGUGGAGUGAGCAAGGUGCGAUUAAAGAGGAGCUUUCCACACUUUUCACUGAAGAUCUACUGCUGCCUCACAACUCCACAGGGAUUCCUCCUGUUACCGAAAACACCGAUGUCUCCACUUCAGUACCAUCCAUUCCUGAAUGGCAAAGUGACUCUACCAACCAGUCCCCCACAGUUUCAGAGUUCACAAACCCCAGCAUGACUCCAGCCAGUGAGCGUGACGUAAUCUCCCACGUAAGCCCCAAGCCAACCACUCAGAUGCCACAGGAGCCACUGAGCACUGCUACCACCCCUGAAGCUGGCACUACUACCACCCCUGAAGCUGGCACUACCAUCACCCCUGAAACUGGCACUACUACCACCCCUGAAGCUGGCACGGCUGCUACCCCUGGCACUACAGAGUCAUCGCCAUCCGCCACUCAGAGUUCUGACCAAGUGCUACCCACAAACAAGCCUACAUCAGCCCCUACCGGCAGAGUCCCCUCCGCUUCACAAGAUGAGACCUCUACAGUCACGCAUGUUUCCUCCUCAAGUACAGAAGCAGACGAUGCCUCUACCACCGCCCCUUCAGGAACCUCAGCCAAGGGCAACACGUCUGUCGCGCCACUGCUGACCGGCACAGCUGUCGACACUGAGCUGCCAUCGCCUGCUACAGCCUCAGGAGCUGACACAUCGCUGGCGGGAGGUGACAUCACAAACACUGCUCAGACCAGGGGCCCCACACCUGCAGACGAAGCUCAGAACACUGAGACACAGCCCACCCCCGCAGCCGAUCCCACGACUGCCCCAGCGAGGCCCAAUCCCUCCCCUUUACAGCCCUCCAAGAUGCCCACCAGACCCAGCACUCAGACAGACAUCACUCAAACAUGGACCACUGACAACCCCAAUGACUACCUCCCAGAAGACAACAACGACACCAAUCUAUGCAGUGGUCGACCCAUCAGUGGACUGACGACUCUUCGUAAUGGAACAGUUGUCGUGUUCAGAGGCCAUUAUUUCUGGGUCCUGGAUGCCAACAGGUCACCAGGCCCGGCCCGUGGCAUAACAGACGUGUGGGGCAUCCCUUCACCCAUCGACACGGUCUUCACCCGCUGCCAAUGUGAGGGCAAGACCUACUUCAUCAAGGGAAAUUAUUAUUGGAGAUUUAAAAAUGAUGUGAUGGAUCAGGGUUAUCCCCAACCCAUCUCUCUUGGCUUUGACAAGCUGGCUGGAAAGCUCAAUGCUGCCCUGUCUGUGCCUGCAACCAGGAAGAGGACAGAUUCUGUGUACUUCUUCAAAAGAGGAGGCCUGGUACAAAAAUACAACUACAAACCAAGCUCUGCCUGCAGUAGGAGAGUUCCGAAAAGGGUCUUUUUAGUCAGGAACCGCUUCACCAGACAAGCAGCUUCGACAGAGGAUGGCCUUGGGAAGGAGAUGAACAUCAAAACGUGGAGGGGAUUCCCUAAUCUUGUGACUUCAGCUGUGUCCAUUCCCAGCCCCAGGCAGCCAGGUGGAUACGACUACUACAUCUUCUCCAGGACAAAAUACUACCAAAUCAAGCUUGCUGAUGAUCGACCAACCCUGGCCACUCCACUGACCAUACCCUCCCAGCAGAACUCUGUCAAGAACUGGUUCAAUUGCCCAUAGGGCUUUUUCUAAAGAACGAGAGAAGUCAGGCAAUCACAUUUCACAAAUUUUAUUAAUAAAAUGGACAUUGCUUGUAACUAUUACUCAAUCUUUAGAACAACAAAAACGACAACAAGAAGGAAUUUAAAAAGUAUAUAAAUCAGGCUGAAAUGCAGGGCUGCAGAUUGUGCGUCAUCAUGGCUGUGCAGAGAAGAUGGUCACACGUGUUCUUCACCUGCAGAAGCGGCCUCUUACCCCCAUCACACCUACAGAGAAAACAAGCCCUCAGUCAACCAGCACAGUAUCUGUGAAACCAGAUAGACCACCACUCUCCUAAAAAACCGCACAUGAUGUACAGUGCCUGGAAUUCUUUGUCUUUUUUUAAUAAAUAAAAGUAAUAUCCCUGA